This is a messenger RNA of Protopolystoma xenopodis, 870 nucleotides long. The record is from the annotation of a GenBank genome assembly. Lineage: Eukaryota; Metazoa; Platyhelminthes; Monogenea; Polystomatidea; Polystomatidae.
GCUGCACCACGCGUCGGUGACGAGGUCAAGCGCGGACGUCGACGCCGAAGGUUCGGCCGGCCAGGGCACAACUCGACGAGGCCGGUAACGCAGAGUCGUCAGGCCGGAAGCUGGACAGAAGCGCGCGGAUGUCGGAAGAGGUGCGAGGCGAGGCGAGACGAGACGAGGAGACGAAGAGACGUGGAGCGAGUGAACAAACCGAGGAGCAAAGUGGUGCAGACAAGACACGGCUCGAGAGUAAAAACCGCUUGGGCCUGGGCAGAUCAUAGUCGGGCCAAUGGGAUUGCAAAUGAACGGAUAAGACGAGCCUGUCGGCUGGGCAACUGGUCACCGGGCGCAGGACUGGCGUUAUCAGCGUGUUGUGCCCUAUCGCCCGGCCUCAAACUCUCUGUCUCUGUCUCUGUCUCUGUCACCAGCCCAACAAAGCCUGUCCUCUUGGCCGAUUGGAGAUUGGCCAUUGGCCAUUGGCUAGUCCCGAGGGGCUGUACCCCUCCUGCCCAAGUGAUCAGGAGACUGGGCCUCCUGGUCGUUGUUCCCUCGACCGACUCGCUCAGGCCCAGCGCCCACGACGCCAACAACUCCACUCGCCCAAUUCUUACCAUGUCGCGCCUUCUGCCGGAACCAAACCAGAAUACUGCCAGCUGCAUGGCUGGUUGGCUGAUUGGCUGCCAAUCAAAAGCUAGAAUAGGUAGGGAUAUGGCCAGACCAGUUGAAGCUGUCGCCUAUUCGUCUGACGGAUGGGCUUACCUGCGCACCGCUUCUGCACACUCGCAGCCUGGCGAUUGCGGUGACGACGGGCUAGCUACAAAUCCUAACGAUCAAUACGUAGCCACGACAAUCCUUUUGCCCUCAUAUUUCCAGGCCAAGUAG